Molecule: messenger RNA, 705 nt
Organism: Physeter macrocephalus (sperm whale)
Lineage: Eukaryota; Metazoa; Chordata; Mammalia; Artiodactyla; Physeteridae
Gene: TMEM114
Product: transmembrane protein 114
Cellular component (GO): apical plasma membrane
Source: RefSeq, a predicted model, not a curated record
AUGGCUCUGUUCAGUGUGCUGAUGCUGCUGAUAAUGGAGAUGAGGAUGCCAAUGAUGAAGAUUAAGAUGGUGUUGCUCAGGCACGCGGGAGGCGGCGCGGGGGGUACCGGCUCGGCUCUGCGGGUGCACCUGGGCGCGCUGGCCGGCGCGGCGGCGCUGACCGGGGCGCUCAGCUUUGUGCUCCUGGCGGCCGCCAUCGGCAUGGACUUCUGGUACAACAUUGACGCGGAGCGGCUCGGGGACGCGAAACGCGUCCAGAGGCCGUGCGCGCCGUUGAUGAACCCCUUCUGGCAGGAGAACGUGACCUUCAGCGACUCGAGCCGACAACUUCUCACCAUGCAUGGGAUUGUGAUUCUGCUGCCUCUCAGCCUGAUCCUGCUGGUUUUGGCGGGGGGGAUGACAGGGCUUCUGAGCUUCCUCCUGCGAGCCUCCCUCCUCCUCCUGCUCACGGGGACCCUCUUCCUCUCUGGAGCUCUGGUGACCCUCGCGGGCAUCAGCGUCUACAUCGUGUAUUCAGCCGCCGCCUUCCGGGAGGCGCUGUUUCUCCUGGAGGAGAAGGCCCCGCUGGACCAGGUGGACAUCCGCUUCGGCUGGUCCCUGGCCCUGGGCUGGAUCAGCUUCAUCGCCGAGCUGCUCACCGGGGUGGCCUUCCUGGCAGCAGCCCGCGUGCUCAGCCUGAGACGGAGGCAGGACCAGGCCAUCUGA